This is a messenger RNA of Penicillium samsonianum, 363 nucleotides long. Its product is annotated as Transcription factor. The transcript has a single exon. NCBI's taxonomy places the organism in Eukaryota, Fungi, Ascomycota, Eurotiomycetes, Eurotiales, Aspergillaceae. The coding region runs from base 1 to 363 and encodes 120 amino acids. The record is from RefSeq and is a predicted model, not a curated record.
AUGCCGCUCCACGCAGAUUCUCCAUGCUCCAGUUUCGGUCGGUCGCAUCUACGAUUCCAAUCGCCAAAUGAGUUCCCCAUCCAUGGCCCAGACCCUCAUCCAGACCACCACGAUUUGUUCGGAGACCAGCAAGCGAAUACCCGCUUCUGGCAGAACGGGCCGUGGGUUGGCGGGGAUGGCAACACUCCAAAUGACGAGACCCGACCGUUCUUUGGACCACAUAUCUUCGGACCGCACGAACGACUCAAACAUGACUAUGCAUCAUCCGACAUCUCCCUGGGCAAGGGACCUGGAUCCCUGCACUCUGUCGAUAUGGCAGGCUUUGGCCCCGACAUGAAUGAUGACCUCGGACUAAGUCCAUAG